Molecule: messenger RNA, 1244 nt
Organism: Paramacrobiotus metropolitanus
Lineage: Eukaryota; Metazoa; Tardigrada; Eutardigrada; Parachela; Macrobiotidae
Product: THO complex subunit 4-like
Exons: 7
Coding region: 179-943 (254 amino acids)
Biological process (GO): mRNA export from nucleus
Cellular component (GO): nucleus
Molecular function (GO): mRNA binding
Source: RefSeq, a predicted model, not a curated record
AACUGGCAAUCAAACGAAACCGACAGUGAUCAGAAUCUGGGAUUUAGUCGACCUCAUAAACCGAAACAUUUUUUUGUAAUUUAAUUGUUUUAACAACCCGUCCCUGCAUUUGUCUAUUCCGGAAAACCCUAUAUUAGUGUAUUUAUAUCUUCCGGAAUCUGAUCUUUAAAUUUUAAUCAUGGUGAAUCCAAGGCGUUCCAAGCGCCUCAAUCCACUAGGAAUAGCUGGUGUCCAGACAUCGCGGGGACGGGGAAGAGGCGGCGGACGGGGUGGUGCGCGUGGCAAGGGCCGUGCAGCGGUGAUCGAUGCCCGCGCCAACAUCAACCAGCGUCAAGCGAGGGGCGGCCGACGCGGACGGGGGAUGGGUGUCCGAUCGCGGCUGGGUGGACGGAUCAGCGAUGCCCGACAGAUUCUGGAUUCGCAGCAAGCAGCGCGCGGCGGUGGUGGUCGCAGCGGUCGCGGGACUCCAAGUCGUUCCCGGAUUUCACGCCCUUCUGCCGUUGCCGCCGUGCUGAACAGUUUGAGCUUAACCACCACAUCCGAGCGGAAUGUGUUCAGCCAGGCCGUGCGUGCAGCAAUGGCUCCCGUCAUUGCUCCCUUACUGAGUCGCGGAAGCACAACAACAGUCACAUCCGUUCGUACUCCCGGCAACACCGGAAAUGGUCCGUGUGCGCUGCGCGUGGCGAAUCUGGCACAGACGGUCACCGUCAGCGAUUUAAACGAUCUCUUCAGCACCUACCCAAGCUAUGUCAGUGCUGAUUUCGAGGCCGGAGGCAUCGCGGUGGUGCGUUUUGCCAAGCGGGAUGCCGCCGAAGUGGCCAUGGAGGAGUACAACAAUCGCGAGCUGGAUGGCCGCACAAUGGUGAUCCAGCUAGAUACCGCACCCAGCGCCGCCAGCCACGGCGCCAUGUCUCGCCUGGGUCCGAAGCCUUCUCUAAGCUAAAAAAUCUGUUUUUGCAGCAAUAUAACGUGCACACUGAGGACUCUUUUCCACUGUAUGCGAAAGAGGUCCGGUUUUUACACAGUUUUUAAUGCUUCCGCGAUAAUAUUUUUCGCACUAGAAUAGUGCAAGUGGUCAUUGUUACGCAUUUUUUGGUGGUUUAAACUAAUUUUGUGUGUUCAGUAUCUCCCUUAGAAAAAGUAUAUUUCUACAUUUUUAUUGUUAUUUGAUUAAUUUUGAACCGCUUUUUUUGUAAAAUCUUUGUAUAUACAACGCUUGUUAAGCUAACAACGUGCCUAAUCGG